Mesorhabditis spiculigera is the source of this 543-nucleotide messenger RNA. The record is from the annotation of a GenBank genome assembly. NCBI's taxonomy places the organism in Eukaryota, Metazoa, Nematoda, Chromadorea, Rhabditida, Rhabditidae.
AUGGUCGUCAACUCCUUCGCCGAUCUCGACGAGGGGAUGAUGAUUAACCAGGGUACCUCCACGUCGAGGCAGCCACAACUCGGCUUCCACUCGAUCCACGGCCAGAAUCUCAUCCUCCAGGCGAACACCCGGAUCGCCCGGCGGAAGGAGAGCUUCUGCAAGGGACUCGCUUUUAGUAAUCGUCCUAUUGGAAUCGAUGAGAUCGUAUGCCUUCGAUUGACUGAAGUGACGAUGAACUGGUCGGGCGUGAUGCGCUUCGGCGUCACGAGCGUAAAUCCGGAAGUGUAUCGAGGCGGAACGAUCCCAAAAUUCGCUUGCCCCGACCUCACCAACAAGGAUGGGUACUGGGCCAAGGCGGUCCCGGAACGAUAUUCAGUCGAGGGCAACAUGAUUCACUUCUACGUCACUGAAGCCGGAGAACUGUUCUAUGGGAUUAAUGGAGUUCAAAAGGGCAUCUUCCUGACCAACAUCAACGUCGACACACCCCUCUGGGCCAUGGUGGACAUUUAUGGCAACUCGGUGGCCGUCGAGUUCGUUGGUGGG